AUGUCCGCCGCGACGUCGCCCGCUUCCGCGCCCGCGCGCUCGAUUCGAUGCCGCCAUCGCGCGGUCGAGCGCAUAGCGCGGUCCGCUCGCGCAGGUCCGCGGCGGUGCCGCGCCUCCGCGCGCGCGGGAUGCGACGAACGCGCGUCCGACGCGGACGCGGCACGCUCGACAUCGCUCUUUUCGCCGUCGUCGACGCGCGUCGCGUCGCUCUCGCUCUCCGUCGCCGCGGCGUCGGUGAUGACGCUCGCGGCCGCGGCCGCGCCCGCGCUCGCAGAUGACGCCGCCGCGGUGUUCAACAAGACGUGCGCCGGGUGCCACGCCGCGGGAGGGAACGUCGUCCAAGCCGGCGCGACGCUGUUCCCCGCGGACUUGCAGAGGAACGGCGUCAGCGACGUGGACACGAUUUACGACGUGAUCAGCAAGGGGAGGAAUAAGAUGCCAGGGUACGGCGAGGAGUGCGCGCCGAAGGGGCAGUGCACGUUCGGGCCUCGUUUAAGCGACGAAGACGUCCGAGAACUUUCGACGUACGUGUUGGCGCAGUCGAAAGAGGGGUGGAAGUAG
Messenger RNA from Micromonas pusilla CCMP1545, 561 nucleotides. RefSeq names its product cytochrome c553, chloroplast precursor (gene PETJ). NCBI's taxonomy places the organism in Eukaryota, Viridiplantae, Chlorophyta, Mamiellophyceae, Mamiellales, Mamiellaceae. The transcript has a single exon. The record is from RefSeq and is a predicted model, not a curated record. Bases 1 to 561 code for a protein of 186 amino acids. Gene Ontology annotation, molecular function: iron ion binding; electron transfer activity; heme binding.